Messenger RNA from Phaedon cochleariae (mustard beetle), 1995 nucleotides. The record is from the annotation of a GenBank genome assembly. NCBI's taxonomy places the organism in Eukaryota, Metazoa, Arthropoda, Insecta, Coleoptera, Chrysomelidae.
AGGACAGAGACACUAGAGACAGAACGGGCGGUGUUUAUUUUGUUAGGUUAGAAUUGGGUGGGUUGAGAUACUUGUGCGGUAUCGUAAAGUAUUUUAUUCAAUCAGUUACGUGAAAUGGCAUUCAAUAUUUUGAAAAAACUCGCUACACCAAACAGCUUAGGAAAUAGGCUUUAUAGCAAUGAAUUGAAAAAGUGUACACUCAUUCCUGGAGAUGGAAUUGGUCCUGAAAUAUCAGCAGCAGUGCAACAAAUAUUUGGAGCUGCUAAUGUUCCUAUUGAGUGGGAGGCUGUUGAUGUUACUCCAGUAAAGGUAUUGCAUUUAAAACUCAUUAGGCUACAAUACAUUUCCCUAUACCUUUCACCAUUAAGCCUGCUGGAUGCUUGGUUGGAUGAAAUGUUCUAAAAAUGUGGAAAUUUAUUUAAUACUCAUAAUAUCUAAUGUAUUAUAUCAUAUUUAUAUUGAUCUCCUGGUUGAUUACAUUUCCUAUUAUGUAGAGGUGUCCUGGGCUGGGACCCAGGCUAAUUUGAUUCUUAAUCAAUGUUUCAAAUGUUCUUUCCAUAAUAAUGUCAUUUUCCAAAUUAGCAACAACAAACUGUCUAUCUUUCAUCAUCAUCAUUACAGUUUACCUACAAGGGUCCCAUGAAAAUGAGGAUACACACAUUAUGAAUUAAUUACCAGGAAACUUUACUCAACAAAAUAUUUAGUUCAUUCAACAAUAAAUAAUAAUCAUUCUUUAAUAAAUUGAAUACACAUGAUCACAGUAUUACUCUAGGGGUAUUACUCUAUUCUCACACUAAUAAAAUGAAUUAUUGAUCCUACUAGAUUUCAUGAAAAAUAAUCAUUGUCAAUUGUGAAAAAAAAGAUAAGUAUGUUUAGUUCAUUCCAAAAAAUAUUUUCAUGAGCAGAUCUUUUGAGUGUUUGUGUGUGGUCUGUACUUUGUUUCUUCAGAUGCCGGAUUCUAGUAGUCUUCAAAUUCUUAUGUUAUUGACAGAGUCUAAUUCAUUGAAGCAUUUCUCUAAUGGGUUUUAUGCCAGUCAUUUCAUAGAGCAGUUGGUUAGGUGGAUUAUGAAUAUGGUUGUUGAUGUGUUGAAUUUUUGUGACAAUUCCACUCAUGUAUAAUAAUUCCCAAAAAUGCAAGUGGUAAAUUACAUUACCAGAGCAAUGCAUCAGUUUGACAAUUAUCAUAAAUGUCAGAAACAUGAUUUAACAGCAAAUAAUAUCCCAGGAAGUAGGUAUGUGGAAAUUUGGAAAUAUCUUCCAGGCAGAAAUAGUAAGGGGGAUUGAAAAAUCAACUUCAGAAAAUGCAGAAAAAGUAAUUCCUUCAUAUUAUAUUAUGGAACCAAUUUAACAAAUUUUGCAAACAACAAAACAUCAAUUUGAAGACCAAAGAGUCAGUGGAAAAUGUGACAGGAAUAAGAUGGAUUGGGGCUUUAGUAUGAAGAAACAGAAUGGGGGAGAUAUAAAAGAAUAUGUGGUGAAAAUGAUGUGGAACAAAACAGCAAAACUGUUGCAAAGCAUGUAUUAAAAAAAAUAUGUUACUUUCAACCCAUUCACUGACUUGGCAUUCAAGAAAUCCUAUCAUGCACAUAAUUAUAAAUGAAACAACAGAAGAUGAGGACAGAAUAGUGGAUCAGGACACAGGGUAUUCCUCAAAUCCUAUCAUGCACAUAAUUAUAAAUGAAACAACAGAAGAUGAGGACAGAAUAGUGGAUCAGGACACAGGGUAUUCCUUGUGGAGUAAAUUAGGACCAGAGAUUAUGGAGUAAACAGUGAACAGAGCGAGUUGACUAAUUAAACAACCAUCAGGUACAAAAACUGUCAGAAGUGACAAGAGUCUCAAGACAUUUAGAUAACAUGACAAUAUAUUUUAUAGUAACAUGUCAGUUUUUCUGGAGGUUCUACUCAGAAAUGAAACAUGUUCAAAAAAAUUAUGAAGUUUGAAAACAUCAUAAUUUUGACUCACAUUCUGCCUCCACUCACAUUUUGUCAAUAUUG